AUUGUCUUUGUGUUAGGGUAGUGGAUGUGGGAUUUUUUCAUUAAAUCUCUGUUUACUUGCAAACAAAAUGGGCUCUCACAUAGAUGAUAGUAUCUUAUCUACAUAGAUCUAACAUUGAGUUGACAUUUUAUGAUCAAUGCUUUAGAUUAAAGAACAAAUCCAGAUCUCUUAGUACAUUCAUAAAAAUGUCUCAUUUGUUAGAGAAUAAAUUAUCACCUAGUUCAUCAACUAUACUCUUUCUUUAAAUAAAAUAUUAUAAACAGGCCCUAAAUAUAGACAUUUUUUAUGAGAUAACAAUUGUAUACUGACAAAUCAAAAAUGUGUAACAUGGUAUUUUCCAUGAACUAGCUUUUUAAACAGAAGAGAGAUAACAUAAUUACUUCUUUCAUACACAAUUAAAGCAUAUUUUGUAAAUUUUAGGAUUAGCACAUGUUACAUAAACAAAGGCUACACCCAUAUGCAAAAGAAAUUAAAAUUAUUUGUACAAUGUACUAUGAGGUAAUACUCGGAGUAAAUGCCAUUGUUAAAGAAAUUAACACACAAAACUGACCAAGCUCAUUAUUGUUAUCAAAAUUUAUUGUUCUUGCCGUGGUGGUCAUGGCUACGCUCAUCCAGGAGAAUGGUAUCAAAGAGCUAAGCAAGGGCACCCACGGGGUCGUUUCAAACCAUGGCAUAUCAUCGCAUACAGUUCCGAGCCACAUGGUGCCCGACCAUGAGUACUGCGAGGCGAGCGCGGCGCCCGAGCCGGCGGCCGCAUGUAGCGACGGCGCCGCUGUUCCCGCGCCCCAAGCCGCCGACGACGACGAGGAGACGCCCGAGAUUGACAUAAUGAUAAACAAUGUCGUGUGCAGUUUUAGUGUUAAGUGCCACCUGAACUUGAGACAAAUCGCUUUGAAUGGUGUUAAUGUUGAAUUCCGCCGCGAGAACGGCAUGGUCACAAUGAAGCUGCGCCGCCCGUACACGACGGCCUCGAUCUGGUCGUCGGGCCGCGUCACAUGCACGGGCGCCACUAGCGAGGAGCAGGCUAAGGUGGCCGCACGACGGUAUGCUCGCGCCCUACAAAAGCUUGGUUUCCAAGUGCGCUUCCAGAAUUUCCGGGUAGUCAAUGUAUUAGGAACAUGUCGAAUGCCAUUCGGCAUACGGAUCAUAUCCUUCUCCAAGAAAUAUAAGGAAGCAGACUAUGAACCUGAGCUCCACCCAGGUGUUACAUAUAAGCUGUAUAACCCUAAAGCUACAUUAAAGAUAUUCUCCACCGGUGGUGUGACAAUCACAGCCCGCAGCGUGAGCGAUGUGCAGUCGGCGGUGGAGCGCAUCUUCCCGCUGGUGUUCGAGUUCCGCAAGCCGCGCUCGGCGGCGGACGAGGAGGCGCUGCGACAGAAGCGCGCGGCGCGUGGCGGCGGCGGCGGCGGCGGGGGCGGCGCCGCGCGUGCGCCCUGCGCGCCGGCCGCGCCCGCCGCCGACGUGGACAUGGAGCGCCACGACUCCAUGCACCUGGUGACGUUGUCGUACGAGGAGGAGGCGGACGCCGACGAGUGGGAAUGACGCGGCCGCGCCGCGCCCUCGCGCGCCUCCGCCGCCCAGUGACGCUCCCGAUGCGACGUCUCUUGCGAGAACGAAACGAACUUUUGUUUGGCAUCGAAGCAAUAACUUUCGGUUGUUAGUGCGAUCGCGUGUAUCGUGUGAAUUGUCGGCGAGCUGUUCGGUUCAUGCCAAAGAUAUUUAUUAGGGGAGGUGCUUUGCGCACGGCCCCGAGGCCCGGCGUGGCCGCUCGGAGGCGCCGCCGUGUCCUUCGGGGCCGCUUCGUUGAACGUUUCGCGGAGCGCCCGCGCUUCUUCACCCAUCGUCUCUGCGAAUGUAUCGUUUUUGUGAUGCUCCUGUGACCUCUUUAGUGUGCGUAGAUGAAGUCUGAUCGUUUACGUUUAAACCAAAAUUGUCGUAACACUAAAAUAUGUUUGUAUAAUAAAACUCGAUGACGAUACUCA
Molecule: messenger RNA, 1982 nt
Organism: Manduca sexta (tobacco hornworm)
Lineage: Eukaryota; Metazoa; Arthropoda; Insecta; Lepidoptera; Sphingidae
Product: TATA box-binding protein-like 1
Exons: 4
Coding region: 598-1542 (314 amino acids)
Biological process (GO): DNA-templated transcription initiation
Molecular function (GO): DNA binding; general transcription initiation factor activity
Source: RefSeq, a predicted model, not a curated record